Messenger RNA from Parasteatoda tepidariorum (common house spider), 1668 nucleotides. The record is from RefSeq and is a predicted model, not a curated record. NCBI's taxonomy places the organism in Eukaryota, Metazoa, Arthropoda, Arachnida, Araneae, Theridiidae.
GUGAUCCAGAAUUAUUUAAUGAAAAAGCCCAACUAGUAUUGCAGCGCACACUAAGAAGAAAAACGAACAGUAAUGUUGCUAAAAAUAUAGUAUUAAUUGUGGGAGAUGGAAUGAACUUGGCAACAAUAGCAGCGGCUAGGAUAUUGAAAGGUCAAAAGGCAGGUCGAAGUGGCGUAGGGGAGGAGAUGAUCUAUGAAGCUUUUCCUAAUGUUGGACUUGCUAGGACGUAUGCCACCGAUAAGUAUGUCCCAGAUUCAGCUUCCACAGCAACAGCUUUUCUGUGUGGAGUGAAAACCAUAUACGAAGGAGUUGCAGUCACUGAUAAAGUGAAGCAUUCAGACUGUUCAAGCGUACCUGGUACGGAGGUCAGGUGCAUUGGAGAAUGGGCAAUGGCUGAAGGAAAAUCUGUUGGCUUGGUUACAAAUAUGCGAGUGACACAUGCAACACCAGCUCCUUUAUAUGCACAUAGUCCUGAUAGAUGGUGGGAAUUCGACAGCAACAUCAAAAACGAAGGCGAUCGUCUAAUGUGCAAAGACAUUGCCCGACAACUGGUUGAGAACUACCCGGGCAAAAACUUGCAAGUGAUAUUAGGUGGUGGACGUGAAGGUUUAAUGUCUAACACAACGUUUGAUCCGGAAUAUCCCGAGAAACGAGGCAAAAGGGGAGAUCAUCGUCAGCUUAUUGAGGACUGGAAAAAACUCAGGGAACAAAAUAAACAGAAACAUCGCUAUGUUUGGAAUAAAAAAGAAUUUGAAAAAGUGGAUCCUAAAAAAAUAGAUUACCUCCUAGGACUUUUUGAACCCGCUCACAUGUAUGAUGUGACAGACAGGCCGGAUCAGAAAUCAGACUUUGACGAACCUACCUUAGCUGAAAUGACUAAGAAAGCAAUAAAGAUUCUCUCAAAAAACAGUAAAGGUUUUUUCUUACUUGUGGAAGGAGGCCUUAUAGACAAGAGGCAUCACAGCGGUAAGGCAGUGAGAGCCGUUUCUGAAGCUCUCGACUUGGAGAAUGCUGUCCGUGUGGCCUUGGACUACACUUCCAGAGAAGACACUCUGGUUAUAGUAACAUCUGACCAUUCCCAAGGAAUGGUUUUCGCUGGAUACGCACCUGUUGGAACUGAUAUAUUUGGAAUAGCUGAGAUUUCAAACGUGGAUCGUAUGCCAUAUACAUCUCUGAUGUACACUUCUGGUCCCGGAUACAAAAUUACAGACAAAGGCAGGUCAAAUAUAACAGGUGUUAAUACAGCAAAUAAAGACUAUCUGCAGCAAGCAACUGUACCACGAUCCUCAGCAUCACACGGAGGCGAAGAUGUUGGUGUGUACGCUAUAGGACCCAUGGCUCAUCUUUUUACUGGCGUGUAUGACCAGCAAUACAUAGCACACGCUAUGGCCUAUGCUGCUUGCAUCGGCCGCAAUAAAGAACACUGUCAAGGACCCAAUGAAUACAGAAGUCCUAAUGAAGCUCAUCGUUCUCAUUUAUGGAAAUGGUGGAUACAAGUGCUAGUUGCUUUAACAAUUGUGGUGAUUUAUUAAAGACAUGUACUCCUUGUUGAAAAUUUAGGAAUUCAAUCACUACAAUGUGCCUAAUGUCUGACGUGUAAAUGAUAAGCAUGUACAUAUGUUUUUAGUUGUAUAUUUUGUGCGUUCAAAUAAAAUUUACCUCCAUUAA